Monosiga brevicollis MX1 is the source of this 2805-nucleotide messenger RNA. RefSeq lists its product as uncharacterized. The transcript is spliced from 13 exons. Bases 1 to 2805 code for a protein of 934 amino acids. Gene Ontology annotation, biological process: carbohydrate metabolic process. Lineage: Eukaryota; Choanoflagellata; Craspedida; Salpingoecidae. The record is from RefSeq and is a predicted model, not a curated record.
AUGGCCAUGACUGCUCUCAUACCGCGAGAGAUUCGACUUUUGAUGCUGUCACUGUUGCUUUGGUCUUUUUGGCCGUUUGGCCGGGCAUCCAGUCAUGCAAUGAUUGACUUGCCACCGCUGGUCAACCUGACAACGGAGCACCUUGUUGAUCCCAUGGUCAUUGACGUGCCGCGCCCGCGCUUCGCCUGGCGCUUCCCGAAUGCCGACACAGUAGCGCCCAACACCUACCCCACUGCCACGCGCCUUGUGGUCACGGACAAGGACGACCAGACCGUCAUCUGGGACACCCAGCAACAGGUACUGAUGAGAAGACUGCCAGCGCCCCCUCUCACCAGCCUGCCAACACUGUCUGAUGAGAGUGGACUUAAGUACAAUGGCAGCGUCAUUACGCGCUAUGAUGGCCCCGCGCUACAGCCACUGCAUGCCUACUCUUGGCAAGCCACUUGGUGGGCCAACACGUCGUCGACCGCGUCAUCACCGCCAAGCACACCAGCCUCAUUUGUCAUGGGACCCCGUGUGCCCUCCGACUGGCACGGUGCACAAUGGCUUGGCAAUGAAAACGCCACGCUGCUGCGAACCACCUUGGUCGUCAAUGCCACGAGCAUCCGUCGUGCCACCCUCUUCAUCUCAAGUCCCGGCUGCUACCUUUUGGACGUCAAUGGACAUGCGCUUGGGGAUCGCCGAGCCCAGUGUCCUUGGCUUGAGUACGAAAAACGUGUGUUUUACGAGGCCCUUGAUCUGACAAGCGUUUUACAGCCGGCGGCCUCCAAUGCGCUGGCCAUAACCUUGGGGCACGGCUUUUAUGCCGCAAUCGACAAAGGCCCGCCGCUUGUGAAAACCUUGCUCGUGGUUGUGGAUCAGAAGGGCCAGUACAGCAUCUAUCCCAGCUUGGCUGCUCACUGGCAAGCUACAACCUCGCAUUAUGUGCAAGACGAUGUGUGGAAUGGUGUGGUCAUGGACUUUGCUGACUUCCAGCCCAAUGUAUCGUUCCCUGACUACCAGCCAGAUGCGCGCUGGGCUCAGGCUGUGGCCCGAACUGAUACACCGGAUGCCUACGGUGUCACCCUGCGAGCCAUGAACAUGCCCCCCAUCAUCAUCGAGGAAGAACGUGCUCCUGUCAAUGUAUCUCACUUGCGCAAUGGACACCAUGUCAUUGACUUUGGUGCCAAUAUUGUCGGCGUCACGCGCAUCCACACAACCCUGCCGCCUGGGGCGACGCUCUGCUUGGUACACGGUGAGACCCUCAACCCCGAUGGCUCCGUCAAUAACACGUACAGCGGCAAGCCCAGCAUUCAGGUCGACGUCAUAAAGGGUGCUUCCGGCAUGCCCGCCGACAUUCUCCCGGCAUUCACGUGGCAUGGCUUUCAGUACGUGGAGCUUAACGUCACGAACUGGCCAGCCUUUGACCCAAGCAACAUCCACAACUUGGUGUCCGCUGUGUACAGUCACACAGACAUCACACCUACCGCCACGCUCAGCUACGCUUCCAGUACCCCGGAGGGUUUGUUGGUGGGUCAGAUCAAUGAUAUGAUCCUCCGCACGCAGAAGAAUAAUAUGGCCACCGCCCUACCGACCGACUGCCCCACACGCGAGAAGCAUGGAUGGCUAGGGGAUGCUCUCACCACCGCCCCAGAGGCCAUGCUCAGCUUUGAUACGCAAGCCCUGCACGAACAAUUCCUACGCUCCAUUGCUGACGCGCAACUGCCUUCUGGCGACGUCCCAGGGGUCGUGCCCUCUACCAACAACGUCGGAGAAACUGCCGCAAGCAAGGCCACGGACAUUAGCUGGUCUGCGGCCUACGUCCUGAUUGCCGACUUCGUCUACCAGAUGUAUGGUGACUUGACAAUUGCAGCCGAGCUGUAUGAUUCGCUUCAUGCUUAUCUCAACAACCUCAAUGCUCUGGCCACAACGGAGCCAGGUGGUCUGGCCGACUUUUUUACCUGGGGCGACUGGUGCCCCUUUCAGGCUCGGGCUCUGGCGACGCCUGCCACGGGCCCGGAGCUCGCCGCGUUCAAUUGGAUUCUCUCUCUGGACGCAAUGGCGCGUCUCUCGUCGGCUCUGGGCGAGAGUGGUAACGCCUCGGCUUACGCGGCUUUGGCGUCUCGCGCCCGUGGUGCCUUUCAUGCUCGCUUUUUCAAUGCCUCGGCGGGCUUGUACAAUGGUGGGUAUGACAUGGACGCACAGACACUGACUGCAGCCCCGCUGGCACUUGGCGCCACCAUUCCUACUGCGUUGCAUGCCUCGGUGGUCGAAAGCUACGUGAGCAACGUUGUGGAUACUUUUGACGGACAUCUGACUUACGGUAGCGUCGGGGCAUCCCAUGUGAUGCAGACACUUGCCGAUCAAGGUCACUACGAUGUGGCCUGGCGCAUGCUAACCAAGCAUGGGCACAUUUUCUUGUGCGGUGGUGCACUUGAUUUCCAAUAUCGCUAUACCAUGGGUACGACUGUCCUGCUGAUUCUCGCCAUGCAAAAUUGGUAUCAAGCGAUUGCAUCUGGAUUGCAGCCGUCCGAGCCUGGCUUUGCCGCGUUCACAGUUAAGCCUUUGCUUGCCGGCAACCUGACCGAGGCCAGGUUGCAGUUUACCAGCCGCUAUGGGCUCUUGACCGUGGAGUGGGUCGUGCAAGCAGGAGCGGCCGAGGUUUCGGUCCUGGUGCCCGUGGGUACCACCGCCACCGUGUGUGCCCCACAUGUUGUGAACCGUCCACCUGCUCGUGUGUAUGGACCAGCUGGCGAUCUCGCACCCGGCGAAACUUGUGUGACAGCGGGGAGUGGUCACAUUCGCUUGGUCUCCGUCUUUGCCUAG